Molecule: messenger RNA, 499 nt
Organism: Cottoperca gobio
Lineage: Eukaryota; Metazoa; Chordata; Actinopteri; Perciformes; Bovichtidae
Product: histone H2A-like
Exons: 1
Coding region: 30-413 (127 amino acids)
Cellular component (GO): nucleosome
Molecular function (GO): DNA binding; protein heterodimerization activity; structural constituent of chromatin
Source: RefSeq, a predicted model, not a curated record
UAUUCUUUUGUUAAACUUAAGGAAACAACAUGUCAGGAAGAGGCAAAACCGGAGCUAAAGCCAGAGCAAAGGCCAAGACCCGCUCCUCCAGAGCCGGACUGCAGUUCCCCGUGGGCCGUGUCCACAGACAUCUGAGGAAGGGUAACUACGCCCAUCGUGUCGGUGCCGGAGCCCCGGUGUACCUGGCGGCGGUGCUGGAGUACCUGACCGCUGAGAUCCUGGAGCUGGCUGGAAACGCCGCCCGUGACAACAAGAAGACCAGGAUCAUCCCCCGUCACCUGCAGCUCGCCGUCCGCAACGACGAGGAGCUGAACAAGCUGCUGGGAGGAGUGACCAUCGCUCAGGGCGGCGUGCUGCCCAACAUCCAGGCGGUGCUGCUGCCCAAGAAGGCCGAGAAGGCUGCCAAGAAGUAAACACCCUGAAGCGACUUCUACUAAACAAAGGCUCUUUUAAGAGCCCCCACCUCAUCUGAAGGAGCACUGCCUAUUUAUUAUCACGC